This is a messenger RNA of Paramormyrops kingsleyae, 2177 nucleotides long. Lineage: Eukaryota; Metazoa; Chordata; Actinopteri; Osteoglossiformes; Mormyridae. The record is from RefSeq and is a predicted model, not a curated record.
GUAUUUGAGGGCUGAGAAAAAGGGCACUAUGGCUCUGCUACAGGAACUUUUCCAGUUUCCCAGCACGGUCACCUUGCUUGCUGCUCUGCUGCUUUUUCUUGUUUUCUGGCUUCUCUCCACCAAUCACAGCCCGGGAAAGGAGCCCCCAGGACCUUUGCCUCUCAUAGGAAACCUGCUGCAGCUGGACCUCAAGAGACUUGAUCUCUCACUCUGCCAACUGUCUGAAAAAUAUGGAUCUGUGUUCACUGUCCACUUUGGCCCCAAGAAAGUGGUGGUUCUUAAUGGCUUCAAGACUGUGAAAUCAAGACUGUGAAACCAUGCAGAGGAAUUUGGAGAACGGGACAUAUUUCCAUUAUUUUAUGAUGUCACUGAAGGCCAUGGAGUCCUGUUUUCCAAUGGAGACUCAUGGAAGGAGAUGAGACGCUUUGCUUUAUCCACCCUUCGGGAUUUGGGGAUGGGAAAACGAGGAAGUGAGGAGAAGAUCAUUGAGGAGAUCCACUACAUGUCAGAGGUGUUUGAAAACUUCAAAGGCGAACCCUUUGACACGACUCGAGCAGUGAAUUACUCAGUCUCCAACAUCAUUUCCGCCAUCGUCUAUGGCAGUAGGUUUGCAUAUGAUGACCCAGAGUUCCAAAGGUUGGUCAAUCUAGCAAACGAAAGUACCAUCCUUGCUGGUUCACCUGCCAUCCAGCUGUAUAACAUGUUUCCACGCCUGGGUCCUUGGCUGAAGGACUGGGUCACCCUGAUGAAGAUUGUUAAGAGCAACAUAGAGCAGGUGAAAGGUCUGGUGAAGAAUCUGCAGGAGACUCUGAAUGCUGAGGACAGGAGAUGCCUCGUGGACUCCUUUCUUAUCCGACAGCAGGAGAUUAAGAAAUCCAGGGAGCAAGAAUUCUCCUACUACCAUGAGAAGAACCUCAUCAUUACAGUGUCCAACCUUUUUGGAGCUGGAACUGACACCACUGCGACCACACUGCAUUGGGGCCUGCUGCUUAUGGCCAAGUACCCCGAUAUACAGGACCGUGUACAGGAGGAGCUGGACAUGGUCACUGGGGGUCGGCAGACUCGAGUGGUGGACAGGAAGAACCUGCCGUAUACAGACGCCGUCAUCCACGAGAUACAGAGACUGGCCAACAUUGUUCCAAUGAGUCUCCCUCACAUCACAAGCUGUGACGUGGUCUUCCGGGGAUACCACAUCAAGAAAGGGACCACUGUCAUCCCGCUGUUGACGUCUGUACUUUAUGAUGAGAGUGAAUGGGAGACUCCCCAUACCUUCAACCCCGGCCACUUCCUGGACGAUCAGGGCCGCUUCAGAAGGAGGGACGCCUUCUUGCCCUUCUCUGCAGGGCGUCGGGCGUGUCUUGGUGAGAGUCUGGCCAGGAUGGAGCUCUUCCUCUUCUUCACCUCACUUCUGCAGAAGUUCCGUUUCACUCCACCUCCUGGGGUGUCUGAAUCUGAUCUGGACCUCACUCCAGCGGUUGGGUUCACCCUCAGCCCCUCCCCACACAAACUGUGUGCUGUAAGCCGAGGUUGAAGAUCCUGGAUGAAAGGAACCGUUUUUAUAUUGUAGCACCGGUGGGGCGCAUGUCCCAGCAUGUCCCAGCAUGUCCCAGCAUGUCCCAGCAUGUCCCAUGUGCAGUUGAAAAUAGCCCUUGUUGUAUUGUUGUUGUUAAUGUUAAUGGUCGCAUUUCCCUACUGUCGUGCAUGUGUUUGCCCGCGUCUUGUGUGUACCUGGUCCGAUCCUCUCGUGGAUUUAGCUUGUAUAAAUCUCCCACUGUUCGUCCAUCUUACACUUUGGUGGCUGACAACCUUGUGUUUCCUGUGUGUAGUUGGUCUGGUGCUCCUUGGGUGCCUGAUGUAGUCCUCUUAAGGGCUGCGAAUAAAGAGCUCGGUCUCCCCGGCGAGCAAGUCCCCGUGUCUCUCUGCUCCCGUCGAUGCCCCGGUCCGCCCGACACCACAAGGUAUAAGGUAGCCUGCUUGUUGGAAUAGUCACACAAGGUGAGAUGUCAAAAUCAGCAUAUUGAGAAAGGCAGAACAUGGAUUGAAACCACAGGAAACACGCCAAAGCUUGCUUCCUGUGUAGAAGCAUUUAGUUGCAACCCAGUGACCGUAUCGCUUCGUGUGUCAUCUUCCGCCUCUGGCAAGUGUAAAUACUAUAAAUAAAGUUAUCACUGAGUUUU